Molecule: messenger RNA, 3887 nt
Organism: Asterias rubens (European starfish)
Lineage: Eukaryota; Metazoa; Echinodermata; Asteroidea; Forcipulatida; Asteriidae
Product: RNA cytosine-C(5)-methyltransferase NSUN2-like
Exons: 19
Coding region: 177-3002 (941 amino acids)
Biological process (GO): tRNA methylation
Cellular component (GO): nucleus; cytoplasm
Molecular function (GO): tRNA binding; tRNA (cytidine-N5)-methyltransferase activity
Source: RefSeq, a predicted model, not a curated record
UAAACCAACAUGGCUACUUCCAUCUGUGGUGCACGUGAACAAUACUCACUCUAGAAACAGAAGUAGAAAGUUACUAUUUGUGUAGGUGGUUGUAGAACUAAUAGACAGUAGUGAAAUUUUACAAUUACAAGACUUAACUUUGUCUUGUGUGUCUUGCAAUAUUUUCAAUUAUCGCCAUGGGGAAGCAACAUGCACGAAAGAAGAAAGGAAACAAGAAUUGGGGAGCUAAAAAGGCAAAUGCGGCGAGUGGUGGUGGAGGUGAUGCCGGCGAAGAUAAACAGCAGAACGAUUGGCGUGGGGCCAAUAACUACCAGGCUAUCGAAAGGAAAAAUGAAGCAUUUGAGGCCUACUACAAGGAACAGAACAUCGUACCAGAAGAAGAAUGGGAUAACUUUAUGUCAACACUCAAAGAGGAACUACCUGUUACAUUCCGUAUUACAGGUUACAGAAGCCAUGCACAGCAGAUGUUGACCUACUUGAAGGGUCAUUACAUUGGUGAGAUGAUGGAGCAGACUGUUGAGGAAGGAGACACCCUAGUUCAGCCCACAUCUAUGCCAUGGUACCCAGAGGAGCUGGCUUGGACGUUGAACCUGACGAGGAAAAAUAUCAGGAAGUCGCCGGCCUGCAAGAAACUCCACAAUUUUCUCAUCACGGAGACGGAAAGUGGUAAUAUCAGUCGUCAAGAGGCUGUCAGCAUGAUCCCACCUCUGCUACUAGAUGUGAAGCCUCACCACAAGGUGCUAGACAUGUGUGCUGCUCCAGGCUCCAAGACAGCUCAGCUCAUUGAGUUACUACAUGCUGACCAGGUCUACGGAUGGCCAGAGGGUUUUGUGGUUGCUAACGACGCAGACAACAAGCGCUGCUACAUCAUGGUGCACCAGGCUAAGAGACUGAACAGCCCUUGCUGCAUGAUCGUCAACCAUGACGCUUCUGUGUUCCCUACAAUCAGAGCAGCACUGGGUCAGGACCCCAAACCCAAGCCUGUUGUGUAUGACCGCAUCCUGUGUGAUGUGCCGUGUAGUGGUGAUGGUACCUUGAGGAAGAAUUUUCUCAUCUGGAAAAAGUGGACUCCCAACAGCGGACAGAACCUUCAUAUUGUGCAGUACCGGAUAUUACAGCGUGGAGCUGAGCUCCUUGAGGUUGGAGGUCGUAUGGUGUACUCCACCUGUUCCUUUAACCCCAUCGAGAACGAGGCCGUGGUUGCAAGUGUACUACAAAAAUGUGAAGGUUCUUUGGAGCUGGUUGAUGUUUCUGAUCAUCUACCUGGAUUGAAGAGAAUUCCUGGCUUGACAAAAUGGAAGGUGAUUGAUAAUGCGGGUGAAGCUUUUGGCUCGUAUGAAGACGUUCCAGAAAGCAAGAAGCAGAAGUUCAAGGCAACCAUGUGGCCCCCAACGGAGGAAGAGGCUAAUCGGUUAAACCUCCACAGAUGUGUACGCAUUCUACCUCAUCAACAAAACACUGGUGGUUUCUUCGUAGCCGUCCUGAGGAAAGUGGCCACCCUACCAUGGAUGAAACAAACCACGCCCCCUGAGGGGACAGAUGAAGCGAAAGUCGAACCGGAGGUACCGGCGGCCGGUGAAGCAUUAAAAGCCGAGCCUGAGGACUCACCCUACACUGUUAAGACAGAGGAUGGUGAACAGGAAAUCGCCACAGUAGUCAAGACAGAGGCAAGCGAGGACAUGGAAACAACGGUGAAAUCUGAACCGUCAGACGGAACGGAACCCAGCAAUGUUAAGAAAGAGGACGGUGAAACUGCAGUUGAGCCUGAAAUCGCCAUGGAGGCAAGUAAUGGGAAGGAAACGACAGUGAAAUCUGAACCAGAAGACGGAGCGUGCGAUGCUGAUGUUAAGAUGGAAACCAAUGAGGAUGAUGCUCUGGGUACCAGUGAGACGGCUGAGGAUGACGAGGGAUCAAGUGACCCUCUAACUGAGGAGGCUCUGGCGAGUAGUCCAACAGAGGCGGAAUUGGCACCCAGUACUGACGGACCACCACCACCUCCUCUACAGAAGAAGAAGUUCCAGGGCUAUAAGGAGGACCCAUUUGUCUUCUUCAAGAAGGAUGAAGCGAUUUGGGAGCAGAUCAAGUCAUUUUAUUCUGUAGAUGACAGCUUCCCAGUAACCCUUCUUUUGACUCGGUGCCACGGAGGAAAGAAGAGAAACUUAUACAUGGUGAAUAAAUCCAUCAAGUCUAUCCUGGAAAACAAUGAAGACAAAGUUAAGGUGGUUAAUGGUGGAGUUAAGGUGUGGAGCCGGAGCGAUGCCAAAGAAGUGGCAUGUGACUUCAGACUAGCUCAAGAAGGCAUCUACAGUGUGUUUUCAUUCCUCAAUGAUCGUAAGAUACCAAACAUCACAAAGGAGGACAUUCAAAUCUUGUUAACUCAGGAGAAUCCAUACUGCUCCAAGCUGGGGGAUAAUGCUAGGGAGGCUCUCGCAGAAAAGGGUCAGGGCAGUUUGGUGUUUGUGUACGACCCAAAGGAAAGUGAUCCUGAAAGCACUGACAUAUCAUUCGUCCUGGUUGGCUGGCGUGGCAAGCAUUCCGUCCGCUCAUACAUUCCCAAAGGUGAACGGCAACACAUCCUGCGCAUGUGCAACAUCGACAUCCCCACAGACAGUGUGGACCCUCCAUCAACUCCAAACAGCGACACACCGCAAGAUUCCAGUGAGGCCAAAGACGCCACUCCUAGUGAGACACCGGGUGAUACAGAGGGUGACAAACAGGGUGACAAACCUGCUGCAAAUGGUGGCCAGCCUGAUCCGCCCGGCGUAUCAAAGGGCGAUACAUCAUGGGUCACACCCGUUCUUGACAAGCCCAGUGCUGCGGUUAAAAGUCCGGUAAAGAGUCCGGCGAGGGAUGGUAGGGACACUGAGAGUCAGUCCCCACGCCGUGACAGACACCGUGAUAGAGACAGUGGGAGAAAGAGACAGAGAGAGAGUAGAUUUUCAAGCAGUGAUAGAGGUGACGAAGCACAGAGGAAACGAGACUUCUACUUCUACUAUUACUAACUCACAGUUCCACAUUGCAAGUCUGCAAGCUUUGAUCCAAAUUAAGACAUCUUACACCAGUUUUAGACAGGCGCGUCAGAGUCGCGCAAAACCAAAUAGAUUAGGAGCGACACUAGGGCGACCCAGAUUAGUGUACUUUCAUGUACUAUUACUCAAUUCAGAAUUUGGUUCAGCGCAACUCUGGAGGGCCUGUCUGAGACAGGUGUUAUUUCCCCGAAGUAAAUACUUCAUUGUUUCCUUUUUUAUGAAGUUGAAAUGCAUGAUCGCAUAAACAAAAGUGACCUUUUCGUUUGUGUUCACUCAAGGUUCAAUUGCAAUGACAAUCAGGAGAAAAAAUACAGUGAUACUUUUUCACUUAAUAGAUUUAAAGUUUUUUGAUCCAAAACGAAUGAGAAAGUGCAGAGGGAUCUUUUGAAGAAGCAGAACUUAUAGGCAAUGGUUUCUUUGUAACAUGCAUGUGGAUUGAGACAGAGAAAACUGAAGCAAAGUUCUUGGGUUGGAUUUCACAAAGAGUUAGGUUUCAUCUCAUUUCGAGUAAGGACGAGUUACUCAUCCUAACAAAGAACUAGCCUUAAGUUUUUAAUAUCCCCUAGGACUAUUCCCAAGUUAGGACUAGCUGAGACCACUCUGUCUGGAGUUCCAAUUGAUGUCUGGAAUGUUGCCAUGUCUUUUUGAAGAAUCGGUCUCGUAGCAAAGAUCUUUGGGCUUUGUGUCAAGACUUUUCAAGACCUUAACCUCAUAGGCAAUGGUUUCUUUGUAACAUGCAUGUGGAUCGUUCAAAAACACUUAUACAAAUAGCAAAUGGAACCCAAACUAAGGCCGUGUCCGAAACGAUGACUUCGGCUACAGCUACGGCUAGAUCGCGCGCGUCUGCCUAUUCUUCAA